This is a messenger RNA of Chrysemys picta bellii (western painted turtle), 2233 nucleotides long. The record is from RefSeq and is a predicted model, not a curated record. NCBI's taxonomy places the organism in Eukaryota, Metazoa, Chordata, Testudines, Emydidae.
AUGGAAACUGACAAGGGCUGUAAAUUUCGUCUGAAUAACCCAGGCCGGGAGGUCAGGUUCCUGGGGCUCCGGAAUCAGGCGUCGGAUCUCGGGGACCCCUGUCCCUACCAGUGCGCCGAGUGCGGCCAGAGCUUUAGCCAAACCUCCAACCUCCCCCUGCACAGCCGGAGCCACCGGGGCGAGAAGCACUGCCGGCUCGGGGAGUGCGGGAAGAGCUUCGGCAUGAGCUCCACCCUGAUCCGGCACCAGCGGAUCCACACCGGCGAGAAGCCCUACCAGUGCGCCGAGUGCGGGAACAGCCUCGUCCGCAGCUCCCACCUCAUCCAGCACCGCCGCACCCACACCGGCGAGAAGCCCUACCGCUGCUCCGAGUGCGGCAAGGCCUUCAGCCAGAGCUCCAACCUCAUCACCCACGAGCGCAUCCACAUGGAGGAGCGGCCCCACGUGUGCCACGAAUGCGGCCAGCGCUUCGCCGAGGAGGAGGCCCUGCGGCGGCACCAGGAGGAAGGGCAUAGCGGCGGGGCGGGAGGCAGGGGGCUCGGGGAGAGCCGGGAGACUUGCAUCUGCAACGAUUGUGGGAAAAGUUUUGGAGAUAGCUCAGUGUUGGCCAAGCACCAGGAGAUCCAUUCAUCUUGCAUCUGCGAUGAUUGCGGGGAAAGCUUUGGCGAUAGCUCCGCGCUGGCCAAGCACCAGAUAACCCAUGUGUCUUGCAUCUGUAACGACUGCGGGGAAAGUUUUGGAGAUAGCUCAGCGUUGGCCAAGCACCAGGAGAUCCAUUCAUCUUGCAUCUGCGAUGAUUGUGGGGAAAGCUUUGGAGAUAGCGCCGCGCUGGCCAAGCACCAGAUAACCCAUGUGUCUUGCAUCUGUAACGACUGCGGGGAAAGUUUUGGAGAUAGCUCCGCGCUGGCCAAGCACCAGGAGAUCCAUGCCCCGUGCAUCUGCCCGGAAUGCGGGCAGAGCUGUAAGGACAGCGCGGCCCUGACCCGGCACCAGAUCACUCACAUGCGUGAAAAGCUUUACAAGUGCCCUGACUGUGGGCAAAGCUUUGGCGACAUCUCUGCCCUCACCCAGCACCAGAGGAACCACAUCAGGGAAAAGCUGAGGUGCCCCGACUGCGGGCAGGGGCUCGGGGCGAGCUCGGCGCCAGGGGCCCACCAGAGAGGCUGCACCCCAGCCAAGCCCUUCCACGAGUGCUCGGCGGCCGGUGCCCACGAAAGAAGCCACGCCGAGGGGGAGCCCGUCCGUGACAGCUCAGAGCUUGGUGUCCACGAAAAAGGCCACCCCAGGGCGGAACCGUCCCACGCAGCUCCGGGCAUCCACCAAAGAGGCCGGCCCGCGGCAGAUCCCUCCCCCGCCGGCUCAGCCACUGGCGGCCGCCCCGGCUCGGGUGAAAUGGCCAGCCUCAUCCGGCGCCCGGCCACCGAACCCUACAAGUGCCACGACUGCGGCCAGAGCUUUGCCGAGGGCUUGGGUCUCUCCCGCCACCUGGCCUCCCACCCCAAGCCCUUCCGGUGCCCGGAGUGUGGGCGCGGCUUCCCAGACGCGGCAGCCCUGGCCCAGCACCGAGAGGUCCACGCUGGAGGGGAGCCGGCCGGGCCUGGGGAGAAAAGCCGCAAGAGCUGUGCCGAGAUCUCCGCCAUCCUCUUGCGCCAGGGGAACCACGUGGCCGGGCGUGGCCCACGGAGGCACGCGGCAGACAACUCCCUUCCUCCCGGCGGCUCGGCCCCGGCUCGGCCCCGCCUCCAGCCAUCAGGCCGCGGCCCGGCCACGGCCGCCCGCCGCGAUGGGGGGAUGUCUCUGGCGCGCCCGGAAUGUGGCAAAGGCUCCCAGGGGGGCUCUGUGCUCCUCCAACACCUCCAGAACCACGUGGGGGACAGGGUGUGAGGCCCCCAAGGGCACCUGGCCAGUUCAUAGCUCAAGACUGGGCUGGGGGUUGGGGGAGGGAAGGGGGCCUGCUGGAACCUGGGUCGUGGGAUGGGCGUGAAGGUUUGAGGGCCCUGGGGCAGGAGGCUGGGGGCGAGGAAGGGGAGGUUGGUGGAUGUGGGGGUGGCUGGUCUGGGGAUCUGGUUUGGCAAUGGGAGAGGUUGCCCUGGGAUCUAGGGGAUCUGGUUUUGUGGGGAUUGUGCCGGAAUCUGGGGGAGCCUGGGUUUGCAAGGUGUUCUGCUGGGAUUGGGGGGGCUGGUUUUGUGGAGGAUCGUGCUGGGAUCUGGGGGGCUGAUUUUGCAGGGGAUCG